GCCCCACCCGGUGGUCCCGGAAGGAGCGGCCGCUGGAGCCCGAGGCCCGGAGCUGGAGGCAGCCUCUGCCUGGAGGGAGGACCUGCCCGCUGGCCUGGAAGUCGUUACAGUUGUCGUCUUCACUUCAUCAGGACUGCUUGAUUUCAGAGGGUGCUCCAGCCUCAGCCGUCCUCAUCUUGGCCUUGACUCAGCACCCCCCUCCACACUCCCACGAAUGAGAAUAAAAGGGGAUAUUUUAUUCAAGGAAACAGGAACAGGUAAAAGUUUACCAAUCUCAUUGGAGACAUAAAGCCUUCUGAACCCUACAAUGUGUUUGCCCUGCAGCAGGCCCCUUAGCUUCCUUGGGCCAGUCUGAAAUGGAAGGAGCAUUUGGGCUUGGACGGAGGGAUGGACGACAGGGCCACAGACCUCGCUGAUGGCGGUGGGGGUCUUCAUGUGCAAGUACGGCCAAUGGCCUCAGGAGAUGAGGCCGCCCUCCGGGAGCUCUUGGCGGUGGUGGCGGCAGAGCUGGGCUCAGCCCUCGGAGCCCGGAUGCUGCGGCGGCCAUGGUUCCUACUGCUACUAGCAUGUGGCUUUGCAUUCCUGGCAGCCUCCUCCCACUCCCUGUUGCUUCCCUUGCUGGUCCUGGCGCUGCUCCUGGCUGUUGGCCGCCCCGCAUUGGCCCAUGUUUGGGCUCUCUAUGCCCACCAAGACAUGAGUCUUGGUCUGGGGGCUCCAGGGGCCACAGACUUUCGAUUCUGGGUGGCUGAGGACACGGAUGGCAGCGUGGUGGGUAUGGUGGGUUUGUCAGGGUUUGGGAAAAGUGGAGAUGGGGAGUUGGAGCUGAGGUCUCUGGCUGUGGGCCAAGAGCAUCGGGGUCAUGGGGUGGGCAGGGCCCUGUGCCAGGCUGUGCUGGCCUUUGCCUGUGGCUACCCUGGCUGCCAGGUCGUGGUGCUGGACACACAUAUGCUCCAUAGUUCUGCCCAGAGGCUCUUCUCCAGCCUUGGCUUCCAUCCAGGCCCUGCAUGCUUGCAGCCCACACUUAGUGGAUUCCUGGCCGACCUCCCUGUCACUCGCUACCACUAUGCCCUGACUGGCAGCAACACAGAAGAGCACAGCCCAAGGGAUGAGGAGUAAACUUCUACUUGUCAGCCAGGGGAUUGAGCCUCCAUCAGCCCAGAGACUGAGCCUCCCACCCACCAUCUGCCAGCCCAGAGAUGCCUCUGUGCUGAGGCUCCUGGCGAUGGGGGGUCCUUAUGGCAGCUCAGCAGCCUGGAGACACGGUUGGUGAGCCUGUAAUGGGCAGGCACUGGAGCUGUGAGGUGGGAGGAUGACUGUGGGGGCUAGAGGUGGUGAUGGGUGAGGAUCAGGCUCAGAUAGGUUUCCCGGGAACAACUUUCAGGGGCCUGAGCUGAGAAACCAUAGGGAGCUGGAGGGGGCAUUCUGCUCCAUCUGGCAUCUGAAAGAGGACACAAAGGAAUUCCAGCUAUCUGCAGGGCAGCUGGGAUGGUCAUCAGGCCAUACGAGGUUUGGCUGAAAGAACCUAAUAGUCAGAGCUGCCCCCAGAUGGGAUGGGCUGCCUGGGGAGAGAAUGGAUUCACCAUUGCUGAGGGGCUUCAGAUGAAGGCUGAAUGAGCACUCGUCAGAGGAGUUAAGGGGGUGGGCGGAUGGGGCAGAAUUCCUGCCCAAGAAGGUGUUGGAUGAGUUGCCCUCUCAGCUUUUUCCUGAUUCUCAGAUUCUGGGGCUAGGGAGGCUGAUCUUGUACCUAGCACAUAGACAUUAAAUAAACACUUGUUGGAUUGGGGUUUGGACAGGGCCAGAAAAUAAAACUAUUCCCCACCCUGCUCAGCUCCGGCUUUCUCUGUGGGAGACUUUUCAGAGGAUCAUUAGAGAUGAAGGAGCGCAUCUGGUGCCUCCCUUCUCUUAGAGAAGUUGGAUCUGGUUGUGCCCACAUCAUUGCCCCUGCCCCAUCUUCCCAUCUAGGCUGCCAAGCGUGGACCUGUAAAGCACCCAGUCUUGGGUCUUCAGUCUCACUGAGUGGAACCUGUUCCCAGGGAUCCUCCUGUAGGGUCGUCCUGGGGACCGUUGCUCAGGGCUUUUACCUUUCCCAGCUAAACUUUUCUGAUCUGUGGGCUCUCACCCACUCCAACCCCGAAGGCUGCCUGGCUCCCUGGGCUUCCUGAGGGGACCUGCUGUGGUGGAAAGAGCGUGAAAUUUGGAGUCGACCCUAAUAAUGGCGAGGGAGCUUUGGACCCUGCCCCCGGGAGGCAUCUCAGAUUCUCGUUGGAUUGAAGAUCGUAACAUUUCACCAGCCGGCUCACCGCUCAGGGCCUCUGUCAGAAUGAGGUCUUGUUAGACCUACCCUGUCCAGAGCCAACUUGGCACACCUUGAGCAAAGUGCUUUGUAAGUCAGUUAGCAAGCAUUUGUCGUAUGCCGGCAACUGUGCUGGGUGCUGGGGGUGCAGACAGAGUGGAACAGAAGCCUCAGUGCCAGAGGAGUGGACAUUCUGCUUGUUGGUGUGUCCUUUAUAAUCACAGGCUGCUGCCAUCUCCUGGUGCCUGAUUCUAACAUUGCCAUCUUUUUUUCCCUUCUCUCUCCUGUCGCUGGCUCCUCCUGACAAUCUAGGCAUUUCCUAUGAUUUAUUUCUUAGAGAAUAGACUCAGGAAUAAUAUAUCAGGGGUAAGUCAUUAGAUGUAAAUCAUAGGUAAACAAAUUUCCCACCCCAGGCUGAGCAGCUCCUAAGUUCUGGUCCAGGGGCUCUUCCCAGCCUUGCAGCACUCCAGAGGUCACCUACUCCCUUCCCUACCUCAGGCAAGAGAGAAUGGGCAAGUCACCUCAUCUCCCAGAAGGCUGCAGGCAUCGGCCAGAUUUGGCCUGAUGGGCUGAGCUCUUUGAUCCAAUCAGAAAUAUUGGGCAUCCUCCUAGCCAGUCAGGGAGUCUUGCCUCCCUGUUCAUCUCUCCUUCCGUGGGAAGCCCUGUCCAUCUCUGGACCUAGCCAUUACAGGCCUGGGAAGGGGGCUGGAGUUCCCGCAGGCCUGUGAGUUCCGGGUCUUGUCCCUGACCCAUGUCCCUGACCCUGCCCAGGCUCCAGUGGCUCUGGGUGGGGCGCACAUUGAAUCGAGCUGGCUCUGGGCCCCUGGGAUGAUCCCGGGAAAAUGUCACAGAGCCAGGUCAGGAGAAGGGACAUGGGAGUACAAACGGGGGAGGGAGUCUGUGAAGUAAGCCUGCCUCUGUUCAUUCCAGUUUAUGUCCUUGUUUGUGCAGCGGUAGUGGUGGUGAUAGUCAUGGGAGGCAGAGUAGGAAGUGAGACCCACAAGCCCACCUGGCAGGCCCUUAGGACCUGAGGCGGAGGGUCCUAAACUGAAAUUUGGCGUGUGUGUUUUGAUAGGACCACUGAAGAGUGACCCUUCUGAGACCUCUAGAAAAGGCUGUUCAGUGCGGAAUCUUUUCCUACUGCAUGAUUCCUGAUUCUGUAAUUUUCUUUUUCCUUGUAAAUAAAUCCUAGAAAAUUU
Molecule: messenger RNA, 3492 nt
Organism: Vombatus ursinus (common wombat)
Lineage: Eukaryota; Metazoa; Chordata; Mammalia; Diprotodontia; Vombatidae
Product: putative N-acetyltransferase 8B
Exons: 3
Coding region: 388-1116 (242 amino acids)
Molecular function (GO): N-acetyltransferase activity
Source: RefSeq, a predicted model, not a curated record